CUCCAUUCACGACGCCUUACGACUCUAACUGAAUCGCCUGAGCAUACAUUGCGACUCGGGAUACAAGACGAUAAGCACAUAUAUUCGUAACUCUCACAAUGUCGGCCCCGAGUGCGCGUCACUGGGAACAAAACAAGGAAGCAACAGUCUACGUUGGAAACCUCCAUGAGCGCGUCACACCCCGCAUCCUUCAUGAGCUGAUGCUCAACGCUGGCCGAGUACGGAACGUCAAUAUGCCCGUCGAUCGCGUCAACGGGCAACAUCAAGGAUUCGGCUUCGUAGAGUUCCACACAGAAUCGGAGGCAGAUUACGCGCCCAAGAUAAUGAACAACGUCGCUCUGUAUGGAAGCAGAAUCCGCGUGAACAAGGCAUCCGCAGACAAGCAGAAGAACGUAGAGAUUGGCGCGGAGUUGUUCAUCGGUAACCUUGAUCCUGGAGUGGACGAGAAGACACUGUACGACACGUUCGGCCGUUUUGGACCGCUAGUGAAUGCGCCAAAGGUUGCGCGCGACGACAUCACGAGCGCAUCCAAGGGCUAUGGUUUCAUCUCGUACGGCGACUUCGAAUCCUCUGACGCGGCUAUCGCCAGCAUGCACAACCAGUAUAUCAUGAGCAAGCAGAUUACGGUUCAGUAUGCGUACAAGAAGGAUGGAAAGGGUGAGCGACACGGAGACGAAGCCGAGCGUAUGCUGGCGAAACAGGCCAAGGCUCACGGAGUCGCCCCUGCAGUACAACCGCUGCCAGCACAUCUUUUCCAACUUCCUCCAGGUGCUGCACCAACUGGACCAGCCAUGGGCGUGGAUGGCCGAGGUGUACCUGGUGCACCAAGUGGACCCGGCGCAGGAUAUGGACCUCCUGGUGGACCUCCUGGUUAUGCUCCUAACGGACCUGGAGGCUAUGGUCGACCUCCUUCCGCAGCUCCUGUUGGUCAUCCAGGUCUUCCGCCACCCCCAUCUGGCUUGCCCGCUCGCCCACCAAGCGGCGCUCCAACCAAUUUCUUCCCUCCUCCACCCGGAUUCAACGGCCCACCCCCGGGCUUUGGCGGCCCACCACCUGGCUUUGGAGCACCUCCUGGCUACGCACAGGCACCGAGGUAGAUAGAAGAGGCGCGAACGGACAGAUUACAGCAACAUCACUUUUCGCUACAAAAGCGGGCGUCACACCCUGGGGUAUUUCACAAGUCGAUCUGACCGGCGCUGGGCAGUCAGGAAUCAAGGAUUGUCGCUGUGAUGACGACCUCCUUGGGAAGAGUGCCAAUCGGCUAGUAGAAACCAGUAGGGAAGGACAUCGUCAUGAUUGAAAAGCAUGGUAUUCACCAAAUUGCGGAUUGAAUACAGGAACAUGGAAAGUUGAUUCGAAGAGGCGCUGCUG
This is a messenger RNA of Alternaria alternata, 1371 nucleotides long. Its product is annotated as RNA-binding domain-containing protein. The record is from RefSeq and is a predicted model, not a curated record. The coding region runs from base 99 to 1097 and encodes 332 amino acids. Gene Ontology annotation, cellular component: nucleolus; U12-type spliceosomal complex. The transcript has 2 exons. Gene Ontology annotation, molecular function: RNA binding. Gene Ontology annotation, biological process: positive regulation of mRNA splicing, via spliceosome. NCBI's taxonomy places the organism in Eukaryota, Fungi, Ascomycota, Dothideomycetes, Pleosporales, Pleosporaceae.